Messenger RNA from Polypterus senegalus (gray bichir), 3646 nucleotides. It is a transcript of the gene znf668, whose product is annotated as zinc finger protein 668. The transcript is spliced from 2 exons. Bases 401 to 2365 code for a protein of 654 amino acids. The record is from RefSeq and is a predicted model, not a curated record. Lineage: Eukaryota; Metazoa; Chordata; Cladistia; Polypteriformes; Polypteridae.
UGUGAAGAAAAAAGUUGUGCUUGUGCACACUAACCCAUGCCAAGAGGGUAUGACAAACAUUUAAUUACACAUUAAAAUUACGACCCCCUCACCCCCAGCGGAUCUUCCUUCGUUCUGCACAGCCUGGCUGACAGCAGCCACGCCCGCGCGUGACUGCGCCACUAGCCGCUGAUAGGCCAGCGGAGCGCCCCCUGGCGCGCGGAAGAGCGCUCGAGUGCGUGCGCCGGCGCCUCAGCUCUUCUCCCCUCCCCCGCAGGUCCUAGCGCCGGCGCGAUCAGGCGUGUCUCUUGUUCGCUGCGGGGAUUGCGUAUCGGCGGCAAGCUGGGCGAGCGUUUGCUUCGUAGCUAACCCAGAUUUACACCACCUCAAAGAUUACUGAAAGGUAGCCUUUCUGCAAUCGAUGGCAUCUCCAAAGCCUGAGCCUGUUACAGAGUUUGAGACAGUCGCCAAACAGGAGGAAGAGUACUGUGAUGAAGACAAAAAGGACACUCCUCCACCUCUACCAUCGGCCAAGGGCAAGCGGGCCAAGCCAAGUCGGAACUUCAAGUGUUCGGCCUGCCGCAAAUUUUUUCCGAGCUUGUCACAGCUCCACUCUCACCGCGCUUCUCAUUCCAAGGAGCGCCAGCACCGCUGCACUCAGUGCAGCAAAGCAUUUGAGAGCAGGGCCCAGCUGUCCAAACAUCUGCGCUCGCACUCCUCGGACCGACCCUACCAAUGCUCGCUGUGCCACAAGGCCUACAAAACAGCAGUAGAGCUUCGUAACCACUCGCGGAGUCACACUGGCGAGAAACCCUUCAUCUGUGUAGAAUGUGGCAAGGCCUUCAUGCAGUCUAUCUGCUUGCGUAUCCAUAUGACCCAGCACACGGGUGAACGGCCCCAUGUGUGCAACCAGUGCUCCAAAAGUUACCCUACGUUGUCCAAGCUCAAGGUCCAUCAGCGCACACAUACAGGAGAGAAACCCUAUGAAUGUGCUGAAUGUGGAAAGGGCUUUGCUGACCCAUCUGUGUACAGGAAACACCGCAGGAAUCAUCAGGGUCACCGGCCCUAUGUGUGCAGCCAGUGCGGCAAGACCUACACUGAACUGAAGGACCUGAAGAACCACCAGAGGUCGCACACUGGGGAGAAGCCGUACCUCUGCUCGGACUGUGGCAAGGCCUUCUCCCGCUCCUCUUCUUUGGCCUGCCACUUGCGCAUUCACUCCGAGAGCAAGCCAUACAAGUGCACGCAGUGCGGCAAGGACUUCACCCAACUUUCCUCAUAUCAGAGCCACCUGCGCACGCAUUCUGGCGAGAAGCCCUUUCUCUGUCCCCAGUGUGGCAAGAUGUUCUCUGACCCUUCCAGCUUUCGCCGGCAUCAGCGAGCUCACUCGGGUGUUAAGCCCUAUCAGUGCGACAAAUGUGAGAAGCGUUUCCGGCAGCCGGCUGACCUGGCAGUCCACCAAAGAAUCCACUCCGGACAGCGACCUUACAAGUGCCAGAACUGUGAUAAAGCCUUUGUGGCUUCUUGGGAUCUCCGGCGCCACAUGCUGGUUCAUAGUGGUCAGCGACCCUUCUCUUGCCUCGAGUGUGGGAAAGCCUUCCCAGAACGUUCAAGCUUAAACAAGCACCUGCGGGUUCACUCCGGAGAGAGACCUUUCAAGUGCAGCCUGUGUUGUAAGGCUUUUGUCGUCUCAUCCAGCUUACGCAAACAUGAGAGGACGCAUGUCAUCGACAAGCUAAUUACUGACCCCGCAUCAGCAGGUGGGAAUGAAGUAGCAUUGGUCAGUUUGGAUGAACCAGCCCCCGUGGAUGAGACCCCACCCCCCGCCGAUGGCGGCAAGUUUUCGUGUGAUCAUUGCGAUGCUGUUUUCGAUGUCUGGACCUCUCUACGGUCUCAUGAGCGCAUCCAUUCCAUGGAGGCAACUUCCUCCUGUGCUCACUGUGGUGCCAUCUUCAGCACUCUGGCAGAGCUGCGGAAGCACGAAAAGACACACCCCCAGCCAAGAAGCCACACCUGCAACACGUGUGGCAAGGCAUUCCUUAACAAGGCCGGGCUUCGCAAGCACGAAAGGAUCCACUCAACCGAACGGCCACACACCUGCUCCCUCUGCGGCAAAGGUUUCCUGUUCCCGGCCUAUCUGCGCAAGCAUGAAAAAACCCACAAGGAUGGGUCCUUAGAUGUCCUUCCUGACGCCACCAACCACCUGCCUCUGGUCCAGUCACAGGCUGGAAUCACCACCACCAUCCCAGUUUCCAUUAGCACUUUCCAGAGUUUAGCCACUGCAACCGCUGUGUACCUGGACAAGGCGUCCGAAGUGCAGUGGGAGGAUGUUGAAGUCCAUAAAGUGACUGAAGACUUUAGCAAACACUGUGAGGAGCCCAAGUGAACCAGUCAGUUGGGAGUGUGAGAUAAAGUAUAUCGUUAGGGCGUCCCCUACCCACUGUCAAUGUACAUUAGGAAGAAAAAUGAAUGGAUGAAAAAAAAAACGAAUUGUAGUUUCCUAUCCCACCGUCCUGUUCCAUCAUAUACUGUGGUAGAAAAUGUUAGUUUCGACUUUAUUUUUAUACCUUCUCUUUAUACUCUGAAUUUCAGAGCUAUCAAUUAUGGAAUGACUCUAGAAAGAAACACUGAAUAGCUGCUUAAGACUUGUUUGUAAGAAGAAUUCCAUUUAAGAAAAAGUGCACAGAUUCACAAUGAAAGAAGAAACUAUAAAAAACAAACACCUGUGACCUUUUCUUUUUUUUGUUACUUAUAGAGAAAAAAAAUCAUUUAUGCUUCAAAACAUAAUGGCAAAGCAAUAAUGUCUUAAAGUCGUGCCUUUUGUAUUUUUCACGUGAAACACUAGAAAGAGAGAAUUAUCUAGGCAAGUGAGGUGGGGUGGGAGAAGAAAGAAUGAUACGUUAUUAUUCAACACUAGGGGGCAGUAUGAACCCCAGGAUCACUGUAAUAGAAUCAAUGUCCUCAAUGUGAUUAACUGGGUGGGUUUUUCUUUGUCAUAGCAUUUGGUGGGUGGGGUACAAAAUUGUUCAGAUGGCUUUUGAGAGGGGUUAUGGAAAAUCUCUGUAAAGUUGCAAGAAUUUGCCAGAAAAGUUAAACUGAAAGAAUUUUUUUCUUUGGUGCAUGCUGAUGUUGAGGGAGUAAUCAAAACUGAGAGAAUUACGAGAGAAGGUGACCUAAUUUGACUCUGUGCUCACUGAAAGGUCACUCACAGUAUGACAUUGUGACAUGUUCGUUAUGAAAUUCUUGGUCGUCAAUAUUUUUUGCUAUAACAAUCAUUGCUGGAGAAAUGAAUGGCAUGAAAAGUGAGAGUUUGAUGGAUGCUUUAAACUCUGGUUGCCCAGUGAAUUAUUAUUAUUAUUAUUAUUUUUUUUUUUUAAUCAAAGAUGUGUGAUUUUUUAUUUUCUGUUGGAGGUGAAUUUGGGAGAUUUUGUAUGAGCGGGAUGUCAAGGGCACAAAUGUUCGAUUGAACAGUGAACUGAAAAAUUCCACUGUGCUGCUCUCCCUUUGUAUAUGCUAUGCUUAAUACCUUCAUCUUUAUUUAUUUGUAAUGCAUUUUCUUGGCAAAACACCUUUGUUUAAUGGAGGACUUCGUCGGUAAUGUACCCGCAGGUAAAAUGUAUGCAUAUCAGAAUAAAAAGAGUACAUUUGUACGCUCAUGCAAUAGAAA